Molecule: messenger RNA, 447 nt
Organism: Naegleria fowleri
Lineage: Eukaryota; Heterolobosea; Eutetramitea; Acrasida; Naegleriidae
Exons: 1
Coding region: 1-447 (148 amino acids)
Source: RefSeq, a predicted model, not a curated record
AUGACUUUCACCACCACACGAUCCACUGAUUCCUCCGAACCAGUAUCAUCAUCAUACACCAAUCAUGACCAAGAGGAUCCUCUUCAUUAUUUUAAAAUUGAUUUAUUUCAACCUGAAGUGCAAGAAUAUUUGGUACAAGUGAUGGAAUUGAAGGAGGAUGGAGGAGAGUGCUUGAAAAAGGCUUUACAGACACCUCCGAAUAUUUCAACAGUACGAGUGAAUAUGUUGCACUUUAGAAAAAAUUCAAUGGAUGAAAAGAAGAGUAAUGACGAAAUCAUGGAGCAAGUGAGAAAGAAAUUAAGCGAAAUUUUGGAGCACAAGUAUGAAGUGAAGAGAGAUGAAAAUGUACCAGAUUGUUUAACUGUAGGUAAAAUGUUGGAAAUAUACCUUGUUUUGGAACAACAUGGUGGAUUGACAAUUGUUAUUGCAAUAUUUAGAUACCUGUAA